AUGACGCGCGCACAGCAGACCAUCUCCAUUGCGCUCCUCCUCUAUCUGUCUCUGUACCUGCAGCUUAUUCCCCUGCCCGACAUCAUUCAGCAGGAGAUCGUCCCGGUGCUCCCCUUCUGGGCUCUCGUUUCCCUCGGUGCUUACCUGCUCGUUCGUCUCGGCUGGGGUGUCUUCACUUUCAACGACUGCCCUGAUGCGUACAAGGAGUUGAUGGGCGAGAUUGAGCUGGCUAAGAAAGACCUCCGCACACUGGGCGUCGAUGUGGACUAA
Molecule: messenger RNA, 270 nt
Organism: Phaeoacremonium minimum UCRPA7
Lineage: Eukaryota; Fungi; Ascomycota; Sordariomycetes; Togniniales; Togniniaceae
Product: putative dolichyl-phosphate mannosyltransferase polypeptide 3 protein
Exons: 3
Coding region: 1-270 (89 amino acids)
Biological process (GO): GPI anchor biosynthetic process
Cellular component (GO): endoplasmic reticulum membrane; dolichol-phosphate-mannose synthase complex
Source: RefSeq, a predicted model, not a curated record